This is a messenger RNA of Carcharodon carcharias (great white shark), 3209 nucleotides long. RefSeq names its product ring finger protein 152 (gene rnf152). The record is from RefSeq and is a predicted model, not a curated record. The transcript has 2 exons. Gene Ontology annotation, molecular function: ubiquitin protein ligase activity; metal ion binding. The coding region runs from base 379 to 999 and encodes 206 amino acids. NCBI's taxonomy places the organism in Eukaryota, Metazoa, Chordata, Chondrichthyes, Lamniformes, Lamnidae.
AUUUUCAGAGAGAGGAGGGGAGAAAAAAUCUGCAGAACAAGUGAGAGCGUCAAAAAAAAUAAGCAAAUAGAGACAGAGAGAGAGAGAGAGAGAGGCAUUCAUUCAUCACAGAUAAUACAGAGCAUUUGCAGCCUGUGAAAAUUGCUAGUGAUAUCAUAGCUUGUUGAAGGUAAUGAAGUAAAUAGUUGGCUGUCUGCCGGAAGUGACGGCGUGUUGCACAACUUGUCCCUCCCGAAGGAGCACCAAUAGAUUAGCAGAGCUUUAAGUCAGAUAACAGGGCUUUUCAAGAGAAGGAAAUAAUACAAUAAAAGCCUACAUUUCUGGGAAACCUAAAAUUCUUUUUUUUAAAAGAAAAGAGAGACUGCUGUCAGUGUGAAGAUGGAGACAGUUUCCCAAGAUUCACAAAUGGAAUGCCAGAUUUGUUUUAAUUACUACAGCCCACAUCGCCGCCCUAAGCAACUGGACUGUAAGCACACCUGCUGCUCUGUCUGCCUUCAACAGAUGAGGAGCAGUCAGAAGGAGCUGAUGUGCCCCUGGUGUCGGAGUGUGACCAAACUCUCCCCCAGCCUCUCAGUGUCUCAGCUGCCUGAUGACCCAGAAAUAAUCACAGUGAUCAGUAUCCCCCACACUUCAGACCGCACCCCAGUCUUUAUCAGGCUCCCAAGCAGUGGUUGCUACAUGGUCCCUCUGACUGUAACUAAGGAGAAUGCUCUGUUGCCAGGAGAGGGGGGUUGCCGACUGUUGCCAGGGAAUCAGCGGAAGACUGUAACUGCUGUGCUCAUCCCCGGGGAACAGCAGCAGCAUCGACAGCACCCGAUGCAAAAUGGACUGAGGGAGGAUGAGGAAGAGGAUGAAGGCAGGGAAGGUAUCAAAACUUCCACUUGCUCAGGCGUUUGCACUGUGCUACUUGUGGCCUGUGUCCUCCUUUUCCUACUUGGUAUCGUCCUGCAUAAUAUGUCCUGCAUAUCAAAGCGAUUUACUGCCAUUUCUUGUGGCUGAUAUGACUGCUAACCUGCAGGAGGCGUUCAAAAUUUACCCAUGUGCGUGAUACCCGGACGAUGGCUGAACUGAAGAACGCAAACCAUUUAAUCUCUUAAAGCAUGGGCUACAGAUCAGUGCUGGGGAAGUUGAAUAAACACAUAAAACUGCAAGAAAGAUUCAUUUGGGAAGUGAUUUGCACCUAAGGUGUAAUCUGGUAGAUCAGCUGACAACAGUACUUUGUGGUGGAUUUUGAAAGGGUUUUGCCUUUGAAAGCGUGCACAAUUAAUAGAAAGUGAUUUCCUUUAUGUGGCAUUGUAUUUCUAAACCUCUAUUAAUUAUAGUCUCCCUUUUAAUGGGUGAUGCAAUAAAAGUAUUCACAGUGUAACUUGAGUCCGCCUGCUGUUGAUGUUGGUAGGCAGCAUCAGUUUAUACAGUGAAAUCUAGACUAUCCUGUAAAACCUGGAUUUUAAUUCAUUGUAAUUCUUCCAGUUGUAGCAAUCUCCUCCAGAAGUAAAGCUCAUAUUUUGUCACCAGCAUCUGUGAUGUGAAAAGAGGAUUUAGACAAGUGCAAUACAGUUGCAGUCAAAUUUUAAAAAAACACCACAAAUUUAUUUGGGGCUAAAUUGUAUAAAUUGGUCUAUACUUUUAAUAUUUAAAUUUUUAAACAAACUGUUGGAAUUGAGCGUUUAGAUUUGUAUAUACAAGUGUAGCAGUUUUUAACUCUAGUACUUAACACAGUGGUAUAUAUUCAUAAGGAACAUAAACUAAUUCAGACAACUUAGGUCAACUGGAGAUAGUUUGCCAUAUUUUAUAUGUGUGCAGAUAUUGAGAACAAACGGUAGACUGAGUUGUAAUUAUACUUUAUUUUGCUAGUACAAGAUAGAACUAUAAUGGUGGAUUGUUUUAGUUCAUAAUUGACUAUAUGAUAGUUCAUCUGUUUAGAAAACAUAUUCAAUAUGUCCAAUUGGACAUCAUUUUCAAUAGAGAUGAAUUUCAAAUUGUGAGUUAACUUAGUGGCAAAGUCAAUUAUCGUUUUUAAGUAUCAAACAUUCAAUGUGACAAAACUGAUUUUCGGGCUGUUUGGGAUUUUGCCAGAUUUAUUAAAAGUACUGGUCUUUGAAUGCAUAACAUUUUAAAUUAGAAAAAAAAACAUAAAUUCAUUUGCUAUUAAAGAUGUAAUUUGGUGUCCUGUGGUUAUGGUGCUUGAUGUUUGAAAAGGCUUGAAUAGCGUUGUUGGAAGUGACUGCAAACUGUGGCAAGGAAUACCACAAAAGCAAUGUUUGGAGAUUCAGGUGAUGUCGAGCGAGGAGAAUGAUCCAUUAUGACUUAAGAUGACAUGGCAGAGAAAUGAAAUGAGACAUUAUGGAUGGAGCUAGGUUGAAAUGUUAAGCGUGCAUUGUCAGCCUUUAUUCAGAUUAACAGGUAAAGAAUAAUUGUGCGCUCUGCUUUAAUUUAGGUUUUGUUGGUUUUCUCUACAAGAAGUCAAAAUCCCAUUAAUCCAAAAUUUUACACAGUUCCUUCCUACAGAUUUCUAAGUAGAAAAUUCAGACAUAUUUUGAGGAUGAAGCACAGAAAUUUCCCUAGAAAUCCUUUUAACCAAUUAUACCUGUGGAGCCAUUGUUUAUUUUACUUAUCUGGGUAUUUUCAUUUACAGUCUUCAUUCUGAUCCCAGUGUCAGGAUUUUAUUGCGUCUAUGCUAGUUCAGUGGGUGCAAGAGGUAGCAGAUCCUUUGUCUCGCAAAGCAAGCAAAAGUGGUUGAUAGGACGGUAAUAGGUCUCAGUUAAUAUCUCACAAUCACUGCUGCCUGCACACUUUGUGAAAUGGUUUUAACCUUUUCACUGGGUUAUUUGGUUUACAGACCUGUCAUUGUGACUAAGCAAACUGAGGUAUAUGAACUGCCAGUGUGUGCACAUACCUGUGGUAACCUGCCAAAAGAUAUGUAUUUUUAAGAGAAAGUGAAGCUGCUGUUCAUAGUUGCUGACUGUUGUAUUGUCACUGUGCUCUAGUAACAGAACAGAAAUGCAUGGAGCUGCAAUAGAGCAUUUUUUUCCUCACUGACCUAUUUUUUACGAGCAGUGCUCUAAACCUGCCUAUUAUUUGUAUUAAUGUCCAUUUUUGUUUAAUGAUGAUUGUAAGGAGUGCAUUGAUAUAAAUAGACCACUGUACUGUGACUCUGGUUGUAUUGACAACGUUACUCGAGACUUUAUAAUAAACUUCAAUAAACAUUA